AUGAAGGUGCCCACGAAUUUCAAGGAGAUGUUUUUCUUCAAUGCCGCUGUCAUGGGGUUCGGCCAGAACAACCAAUGGAUGCAGCUAAUCUUGGACCAGUUCGAUGACAUCGUGGUUCAUGCUGCUGACUCAUACCGUCUGCAGGAGGAAUGCGACAUUCUGUCGCUGGUGCUAGCGCAGCACAAAGGCAGUAAGGUACGCCUGACCGACUUCAAAGCCAUCAUGUUGGCCUCUUUACGCUCCUUGCUUCCCAAGGACUGGGACUCCAACCACGAAGUCGCCUGGAACUGGCUCUGGGAGAACACGGAGAGGAUCCUGCGUGCUCAUGUAGGCAAGCCCGCAGUCCACCAGAAGGCCCUUGAACGUUUCGUACAGAGCCUCACUGAAGAUCAACUUCACCACCUGCGCGAGCAGCUUUUUGCGCGCUUCUUUGAAGAG
Symbiodinium pilosum is the source of this 438-nucleotide messenger RNA. Lineage: Eukaryota; Dinophyceae; Suessiales; Symbiodiniaceae. The record is from the annotation of a GenBank genome assembly.